Zingiber officinale is the source of this 924-nucleotide messenger RNA. RefSeq names its product NAC domain-containing protein 83-like. Gene Ontology annotation, biological process: regulation of DNA-templated transcription. The coding region runs from base 79 to 762 and encodes 227 amino acids. NCBI's taxonomy places the organism in Eukaryota, Viridiplantae, Streptophyta, Magnoliopsida, Zingiberales, Zingiberaceae. The record is from RefSeq and is a predicted model, not a curated record. The transcript has 3 exons. Gene Ontology annotation, molecular function: DNA binding.
AGCACAACUACUCCUCUUCGAUCGGUAAAAGUACUUCAAGCACAAAGAGGAGAGGAAUUUAAUUCCUUUGGUUUCAGUAUGGAAAAGCCAGUUUUUGCAAGGCAUGGCAGUGUGUUAAGGCUGCCCCCUGGGUUUAGGUUCGACCCGACUGAUGAAGAACUCGUGGUUCAAUACCUGAAAAGGAAGAUAAACUCCUGUCCCUUGCCGGCCUCAAUCAUCCCUGAGAUCAUCAAUCUCAGGAACUAUGAUCCCUGGGACCUUCCUGGAGGAUGCAAGGAGGUGAAGUACUUUUUCAGUCUCACAGAUGUUAAAUAUUCAAGCCAUGGCCGAUCGAGCCGCCCUGCGGGAUUGGGUUACUGGAAAUCAGAGGGGAAGGAGAAGCAGGUGAUGGCUUCUCAGUGCAACCAGGCGGUGGGGAUGAAGAAGGUUUUGGUGUUCUACCACAGAAAGCCGCAGACUAGAACUGACUGGAUCAUGCACGAGUACCAUCUUGUUCCUCAAAGGAAUCACUCCACUCAUAAUUGUGUGGUUCCGAAAGGCGAUUGGGUGCUCUGUCGGAUUUUCAGAAGGAAAAGAACAGCUGAGAUGGAGAACGGUGAUGAACAUGGUGGAAUCAUAAAUGAGGAUACUAAUUUGAAGGAUUUGGUGAGAAACAGAAACCUAAGACCAUCUUUAUCCUCCUCCUCCAUGGAUUCUAGCUGUGUGACUGAGUUCUCUGAUGGAAAUAGUGAUGGAGAGGAAGCUAACUCAGUAAGAACAUGAAGUUAAAAUCCAUGACAAAGAAGCAUGGAGAUCUACUGUAUCAUUACUUGAAAUAAAAUUUAAUUUUCAAUGUUAAGUCCUUAAUUCCAUCAAAAGGCAAGUGUUUUUCUCAUGCAUAUAUUAAUUGCUGACAACCUAAUUAAUCAAGAAUAUUUUCCACAA